Messenger RNA from Pochonia chlamydosporia 170, 2829 nucleotides. RefSeq lists its product as hypothetical. Gene Ontology annotation, cellular component: NuA4 histone acetyltransferase complex. NCBI's taxonomy places the organism in Eukaryota, Fungi, Ascomycota, Sordariomycetes, Hypocreales, Clavicipitaceae. Gene Ontology annotation, molecular function: protein binding. The coding region runs from base 1 to 2829 and encodes 942 amino acids. The transcript has a single exon. The record is from RefSeq and is a predicted model, not a curated record.
AUGAAUCAUCCGACCGCCUACACGCCCCUCGAGUCGCUGUUCCUUUUCCAGUCGCUACUGACACACGGGGUCGAGGCGGGGGCAUUUGUUCGGAUUUCGGAAUAUCUGAGGAACAAUGCGCUUGUGAAGAGCGAUGCGUCGUUUGAUGCGGCGAGGUUGGCGCCCGAUGCGCUGCAGCAGUUGUUUCUGCUGCUGUUGCGGGAGGAGAUGAAGGGGGAGACGGACCCGAAUGCCACGACUUCGACUUCGACUGCGAAUGCGAAUGCAGGGGAGGGCUCGACGUCCCCGGCGUCGCGGAAGAGGAAGCUGGGUAGUCCGCCGUUGCCGUCGCUAAAGGAUGCGUAUGAGCAAAUUGCAAAGGUGCCGGCGUUGGUGGAUCGACUUUAUGCGAGGUAUCGGGAUACCGUUGUGAAGGAGAUUAGGGAGGAUGAGCGACGGUUCGCCAAGGUACAGAAGGAGAUUCAGCUGCUGGAACGGAGCGAGAAGGAGAGGUUGGCAAAGGCUGCGGCGAGCCAGAAUGGUGGCCCGACACUGGCGCCUCGAGAUGGACGUCUUGUUCCGGGACAAUCAUCGACUCCUACUCCUGGGCAAGCGGGUGUUGUCAAAAGACCUACGUCUACUACACCUGUUUAUCCCCCGAGACCGCCUACGACAUCAUCUACACAAUCUACUGUCGCUGCUCCGAGUCAUCUGCAGGCGGGUACGACACCAGUGCGGCCGUCGCCAUCGCCAAAACCCCCAAAUGCGAGUGGAUCGGGUCUCCAGGCUCCAGCUGGAAUGCCGCAGCCUGGACCCAGAGUUCUGCAGCCGCCUGGUCAACCUCCGAAGCCGACUAUUUCACCCCGUCCGGAUGCUACUGGAAUUGCUGCCAUCAAGCCGAAGGAACCGGCGCCAGCACCUGCCAACCAGGGGACACCGGCGUCGAAUUUGAAGUGGGAGAAGCCAUAUCAGCCUCCGCCAUCUCAAGGUCCUGGUUUGCCAGGACAAGCACAACCUGCUACGCCUGCGAAUGCGGCAACAGGAACAGCUCCAAAGGGACCUGGACCUCAACAGCAGUGGACGCCGCAGCAACAGCAGCAACAUGCUGGGCAAGCGGCCACUGCUACCCCACAGGGUCGACCAACUCCGGGAAAGCCAGUUCUUGUGGCUCCCCAGAAUGUUGGACAUCUCUCUACGCCAUUACAACCAGCGCCACCACGACCAGCUGGUGUUGCUGCUCCUCAAGGACAACCGCAACCACAGCCUCGUCCGAUCUCGACGACUCCCGUCCAUCCUCCUGGACGACCUAUUCAGCCUCAACAACCACAGCAGACGCAAACAACACCAAGACCAAUUGCGGCGGCUGCGCAAACGCCGCAAAAGGGUGCGGCGGGCCCUGCCAUAGCCCCUCAAAAAUGGACGCCAGCGCAAGCUGCUCAGCAACAAGCACAGCGGCCGUCUCCUUCGACAUCUCCUGCUCCCCUGGCGCAAAGAGACAAGCCGCCGUACGCGUCUCCGUACAACACGCAACCGCCAAGACCUGCUAUUCCAGAACACAUUAUUCGACAAGCCGCUGCGGCACAAGCGGCGGCAGCUGCGGCGACACCAAAUGCGAAGAAAAUAAGCCCGGUUACGGCUGCUCCCAGUACGCCUGGUGCUACGACGCCGAUAGCUGCUCUUACGCGUGGCUUUGGCACGAAAUGGGCAUCCCAUUCGACUCCUUCUACACCGCGGCCAAUUACGGCUGAGCCACAGAGCCCGGCAUAUGAGCCGGUCAGCCCACCACCUCGCGAUACAUCGAUAUUAUCCGAUACGCCAAGAUCGAGCUCAAAGAGAGACUUAUCCAGAGGCGGCUUGAAGGCAGACGCGGCCAAGGCAAGGAGUCGGCCGUCUAGAGCGUCUCACAGGGGUCGUGGCAUGAGCACGACUCCUUCUGUCGGCGGAACGCGAAGGAGCCAGUCUGUCGCUUCACAAGUUGAUGAGCUGUCAAUGGACCAUCCCAUCAGCGCCACAAAGAUUAAGCACGAGGUUCUCACGCCACGACAUAUAGAAGAAACAGGGGAUACUACGGCAGAUGAAAGUGUACAUGGGCGGACGAACAUGGCGACUCCUGGGAGUGUCUCGUCUAGGCUCGCCAAACGAAAGAGACAAGACUCUCCGCCUGUACCAACUGCACCGCCGACACAAGUGUUGUGGACACGAGGCUUUACAAAAGUUUCGUCGUCAGCACUGGACCAGAUCUCGAGUCACCGCGAUGCCAACAUGUUUGCUACGGGUGUGCGCGAAAGGGAUGCGCCCAACUACAGACAGAUCGUGCUGCAGCCUCAAGACAUCACGUCAAUACGGUCUGCCAUCAAACAAGGGAACAAGGCUGCCGUUCAAGCAGCAGGUAGCCUCCCUGGCGGCGACCCGGGGACGGCAAGCGUCUGGCUGCCGAUAUCCGAAGACCUCGUUCCACCCAAGGGUAUCGUCAACUCUGCUCAACUGGAGCGCGAGCUAGUUCACAUGUUUUGCAACGCCAUCAUGUACAACCCGGAUCCAGACCGCGGACCUGGGUCUGCAUUCCUAAAGCGGUCUCAGGACGAAGAAGAGGAAGUGGUGGGCUAUCGGGUUGACGAGAACGGCGUGGUCAAGAACACACGAAGCAUGUUUGUGGAAGUCGAGAAACUCCUUGGUGAUCUCCGUAGUGCGGAGAAGGAUCGUGGUGCGCCUCCACCGCCAUCUGCCACCCGUCAAGCUAGUGUAGCGACGCCUGCAGAUGACACUGCCGAAGAUGAGGAUGAACUAGCAGGGGACGGGAACACAGCAGCUAGCGUUGUGAAAAGAAGGCGCAUUGCGACAAGGAAUUAA